Molecule: messenger RNA, 1150 nt
Organism: Sciurus carolinensis (gray squirrel)
Lineage: Eukaryota; Metazoa; Chordata; Mammalia; Rodentia; Sciuridae
Exons: 3
Coding region: 406-1062 (218 amino acids)
Source: RefSeq, a predicted model, not a curated record
GCAGCCCGGCCGGGCAUCUGCAGCUGCCUGCACACAGCCACCGGGGCUCUUCGGGCCACGCGGAUGAUGCCUAGGCUGCCGGAGGAAGUUUUGCUGUUUUUGAUCAGCCCAGGCCUGGGACAGGAGGGGACAGGCAAGCCUAGCCUCUGAGCCCUGGGUGGGGAUUUGGGAGGCUGCGUUAUGGAGCAGGAACAGGAAGAAGUGGGAGCUUGGGGCUCGCACACACUGAGCUCCCCGGCUCCUGUGCAAAAGGCUGGGUGACCUUGGGUGAGACUUAGGGCCUCUGAGCCUCAGUUUUCUUGUUUGUAAGGAAUAGAGGCAUGAGAGGGGUCCUGGGAGGAUCAGGUCCGAGUCACUAGAGGAAGCUCCCCCUGUGGGCUUGGCCCUGUGUGGGUGAAGAGGAAGAUGGACAUAUCUAAGGCCUGCUGGCUCGAGCUCUGCACAGCCUUGGUGUGUGUCCUUGGAAGUCAGAGAGAAGCCAGGAGGAGCCUGCCACUCAGAAAACCCUUGAAAAGGAGAGCUGACCUUGACCCACUGCUGACCCCCACUUCACCUGCGAAAAGUCAAGGCCUGAGGAGGCGAGAGAACCUCUGCCCUCGCAGCAGGCCGGACCCUCCCUUGUGUGGACGCUUGACCUCGGCUAUCCAGGAAGGUAUUCCACUCUGUCCCUUCCCCACAGGCGGGAAGUCCAGGAUGCAAGACACGUGGACACGCCCAGAUUGCUCUUUUCUGAAGUGCCUCCUGACACACUUUUAUGAUGAAGGGACAGGCCACUGUGGCCAUGUGCUAGUGUCCUGUGGCUGCUGUGACAAAUCACACAAAUGUCAGCAUUGUCACUCAAAACAGCACAAGUCCCGUGGAGAAGGCAUCGGGUGCCGCAGGCUGCGCUUCCUGCGGGGCUCUGGGGGAUCGGCCCCGCCUCUUCUUGCCUCUCAGGCUGCCGGCACCCCUCGGCUGGCGGCCCCUGCCUCUGUUGGGCGCUGCGACCUAUCGCUCUUGCCUCUGCUUCUGUCCUCUCUGUCCUCCCACUCGGACGCUCCUCCCCCUCUUUUUCCCUUAUAAGGUCUUUUGUGAUUACAUCGAGCGCCCUGGAUAAUCCAGGAUUGUGUCCCGAUUUUAAGAUCCUGAAAUAAAUGACAUCUGCAAAGCC